AUAUACUCUCGGAAAAGAACCUUUUAUAUUAUGUAUCUUUAGCGGAUGUAGAAAGCAAAAGAGCGAAAUCUAAAUUAUUACGCAUGACAGAAAGACAAUAAUGUGAUUAAUAAGUUAUAUUUAACAGGGGUUUUAUUCUAUCGUGCAUUGAAUUAAUAAUGUUAGGUCGCCUAAAUUUUCAUUACGAAAUUGAACUUGCAACUCAAAUUCAGUAGUAAUACUACUACUAUCGUUACUACUACUAUAAAUUGUAAUUAAAUUUAAUGAGGUAUCUAUUUUCUAACCUAAGAAAAGCAAAUAAGAGAAAGAAAUAACAACUUGUACUGCUGACAGAUAUGGCAGGACAAAACUUAGGCCCUUCACCUAAUUGGUACUCCAGUAAAGUUAGUGACUGUAACAAAAAUGGGAUUUUUGCUUAUGGGUCUCGAGGAAAUAUUGUUCUUAUGGAUGUUACUUUAUCUCCUCCAGUUUAUAUAGAAAUGUUUUCUGCUCAUGCAGAUAGAGUAUCUGCUGUUUCAUUUUGUCGAAAUAUGAAGAAGGUCAGCUGGUUAGUUUCUUGUGCUGAUGACAAGAAAGUCAAGAUUUUUGAUACAGCAAACCGCAUGUUGCUCUAUGAACAAGUGACACAUCAGAAAGUUACAUGUUUGGAUUGGCGAGGAGAUAGAGAUGAUAUUGCCUUCAUUGGUGGAGACAAAGGUUUCUUAGCAGCAUGGGAUCUUCACCAUGAGACAAUAAUUCGCUACCAGUCAGCAUCCAGCACAUUGAUCUUUUGUCUAACUUCUUGUAUUUCCAAGCCUGAGCUUCUAGCUGUUGGGUUCAAAGGAGGUUUAGUGGUUAUUCAUGAUGUCAGCAAAGAGGGCAAAGUGAUUUUUAUACUUCGAAGUCAUGGGGAAGAUGUGAUGUCACUUUCAUGGUCAAGAUAUACAGAGGCAGGUAAGUCAAUCCCACAGUUGGCUAGUUCAAGUAGAGAUAGAACAUUGAGAGUUUGGGAUGUUACUGAAGAAAAACCUCUUCAUGUGAUAAACAUUCCUCAUCAGCGUGGAGGAAGAGCAGAUGAACAAAACAAAGCUCGCCAUUGGUUCGCCCUCUGCUGGAUGCUAGGGAAACAAAAUUGCUUGAUUUGUACAACAGUAAGUGGUGAUGUGAUGCUGUGUGAUGUGGAGAAACAGACAUGGAAACAUUUCAGCACUACUGAACGUGGUGGACAUUCACGCUGUGUUUUCAACAUCUGCCUAGUAGGAGGUGAAUCAGAGAUAGCUUGUACAGUGUCAUUAGACCGUCAGAUUGUGAUAUGGGAUCUGGAAAGUAUGAAGUCAAAGUAUGUGUUACCAACACUUGGAGGAUUUGCAUACACAGUUGUAGCAAACCCUCUGGAUCCAGGUCGUCUAGCAGUGGGUGCAGGAGACAACAUGGUAAGAGUCUGGACCCUAACAGGUGUUAAUCCGUAUCAUACUGUUUCAUUGUGGCAGAAAAUACAAGGAAAGGUUAAAACAAUAUCUUGGCAUCCAGAACGAGAAGCUUGGUUGGCUUAUGGAACUGACGAUGGACAUGUUGGGGUUCUUGAUACUUUAAGUAGCAACAGAUCUCAAGUAUUGACAUCUCCUUGUCACAGGCAGAUUGUGUACAAUGUUUGUUGGGGACCAUGUUUCAUGCUAAACAAAGGUGACCAAAAUGGAAGACCCAAUCUGUUUUUGUAUUCUUGUGGUGAUGGUGUGAUCCUGAUUCAUAAUGUUGAUAAACCAAAAGAAGAAAAACAUAAUUUUAACACAUUAACAGCAAACAGUGGCAAUUUGGAAAGAGGAAAGGGUCCAGUCAGAACAGAACUUGCAUGGAAAGCAGAUUAUUCUGUACUAGCUGUUGGAAAUGAAGAUGGGUCAGUUGAUAUAUAUCAUGGCCAAGAUUUUCACAUCAUUGCUCGAUUAAAAGCGCAAAAGAAACUCAUUCAGUGUAUUCGGUGGCAUCUUCAGUUUACUGCAGUUUCUUCACAGCAGUCAACAUACCAUUGUUUUUUGGCUUGUUCUUCCAAUGAAAAUGAAAUUAAUAUCUAUGAUUUAACUUCAGUUUUAGGUGAAAACAACAAUACAAGGACUUGUGAAGUUACUAUAACACAGCCAACAAUUCAACUUGCUGGUCAUCAAUUUCGUGUCACAUCUUUGGCAUGGAGUCCUCACGUGGACUGCAGACUGGCAUCAGUGUCUUAUGAUGGUACUGUUCAAAUAUGGGAUGUAUUGACUGGAACUCCAGUAGCAAAUUUUGCAGGACAUCGUGGACGGGUGUUCUGUGUAGAAUGGAAUCCAUUAGAUCCAGAUUUGGUCUUCAGUGGUGGUGAAGACUUCACCAUUCAACAGUGGCGAGUAUCUCAACAGGAAAAUAUACUACCUCCUCCCAAAAAAGAAAGAACUCGCAAGAAGAAAAGUACAAAAAGUCAGAGAUACGAAACAACAAGUGAAGAUGUCCAAGGGCUUAAUGAUUCAACUGUUCUGAAAGAAUUAGAUCAACUGCUGGAAAUAAAAAAGCAAGAACUACAAAAUCCUUCACAAAAAGAGAUGGAGAUAAAUAGCAAGAUCAUGGAUGUGUUGAGCACUCAGAAAAAGGAAGAAACUGUGACUGAUUCAUUGACAGUCGACAGCAAAGAAAAAGAAGACCCAGUGCAUGCUACACCAAAACUUGCUGUAGACUCGGAUUCUGAUACUUCUAUGGAACUUUGUCAAAGUUUGAAGAAGCAAGCAGAUGUUUCUAAGGAAAAGUCAGUAAAGUCCAUGGAAAGAAAGAAGAAGAAGCCAGUUCAUAAAUCACAUUUUCCUGUAUCAGCUGCUUUGGAGAACAGAGGAAAACACUUCAGCUGUGCCGACUGCCUCCACCUGGUGGAUCAUUUAUAUCCAGCAAAAGAAACUUGUUUAAGUAGUUCUUUAUCAUCUGAUGUAGAACCUUCAAAACCUCAAGAACAAGACAAGUUUACUCAUUUAGGGUUUUUUACAGACAGGCAUGCAAUGCUUGACCUGUUAAUCACUGAAGGUGUGAAACAUAGAGAAAAUGGAAAUCUUGAUCUGGCUUUACAACAGGAAUUGUGGAUAGGAAAUGUUGGUCCUGCUUUAAGAGAAGCUGCAGAGAAAAGACAGCUGAGUGAUUGGCUUGUAGCUUUAGCACCAUUAGGAUCUCGGACCUUAUGGCUUGAGAUGUGUGAAAAGUAUGCUCAACAGUUAGCUGAAAAUCAAAAGUAUCAUCGUGCCUCUCUCUAUUUGUUGGCUUGUCAUAAGGUCUAUGAAGCUAUUGAUGUUUUGAAGGAUCAUAAUUUGUUCAGAGAAGCGUUAGCAAUAGCCAGAUCAAGAUUACCAUCGGUAGACCCUACAUUGAAUGAUAUACUGUGCAAGUGGGCUGCUCGUGCUGAUAAAGAAGGAAAUUAUGAAAUGGCUGCCAAAUGUUAUCUUGCUGUAAGUGAUCCCGAAGCUGCAGCUAAAACCAUGGCCAAACGAUGUAAUCCACCUUCAUUAAGGAUAGCAGCUUAUAUUUCUAGACGUUGUCAUCAACCAAAGGAAGCAGAUGGCUAUGUUAAGGCUUGCUUCAAAGAAUCCUUGAUAAGAAGUGAUUGGAUCACAGCUGGUCAAAUCACUAGAGACCAUCCACACUUUCAGCCAUAUCUUCUUGUAUCUUCUCUCCAUGAAAGACUCACCAAAGAACUGGAAAAACUAUCUCAAGAUAUAGGUUCCAACUCUUCCAUAUUGCCUGAAAAUUUUAAUGACUCGCAGCCUGUUAUCUGGAAGGGACAUGUUCAAAGUGGAGAGUCAUUUUUUACCAGUAUCUUAACAAAAUGGAAAGAGGAUGAACUUCUGCAGGAUUGGGAACAUGUUGAUGUAAUUUGUCAAGUUAUCAGUGAACUCUUCAUGAAGAAACAGCCACCGUACACUCAACAAGAGUUGUUAUUUCAAAUAUCCAUUCACUUCACCCUAUUUCUACUUCGAGAAGAACAGAGAUUAACUGAUACUUCAUCAGCAUCUUUCAAACAUUUAACUACAGCUUUAUCUCUUGCCAACAGUCAAAAGUUUCCAGAUAAAUUUCAUUUUCUAUGUCGACUGAUAUUUUCUAAAGAACUUAAGUGGGAUUCUAGCAGGAUAGCAACUGUAAGAGGAAUACACUUAUUGAAACCCAACUACUCGGCAGUUAAUGCCUGUUUGAACCUCGAGGAGUUAUGGCAUAGUGAACUUCCAUUAGGAGUGCAUUUAACACUAGCAGAUCUUCCGGAUUCUUCUGAUGAGAAGCAACUUUCUGAACUAAAUUCAGCUGAUGUUCUUAUAGAAAAUAUUUUACAGUAUGACUCACAAGAAUUUUUUGAAAAGGUUUGGGUUUGUAAAACUGUAAUUCCAGUAUUGGCAUUUUUUUCUGUUAAUUGGCUAUCUCAACUGGACAAGUUCAUUGAAAGAACAGAGGACAAAAAUCUGAACCUGUGUAGGUUUUUACCUGAUGUUCUUGCCCAUUUAACUAAUUACCUACUUUGUGAUAUUUUUGUUCUCGAACAUUAUUUGCAUGACAAAGUUAAGGCAGUUGAAAAUGAAAUAGCUUUACAAAAGGCUGAUCAGCAUCAAAAAACAAAAAUCACUUGUGCAAAACAAAAACCUGGUCCUUAUAAGUUUAAAAAAAUAAGUAAUUAUUCAUUUGCUGGAGAUGAACAAAAAUCCAUAAAGGAAAAUACUUUUUCAUGUGAUUCAAAGGAAAUUAAUAUUACCAAUAAUUCUUUCAACCUUCAAGAAGACACAAGUAUCCAAAAUGCUGAGAAAACAGUAACAGAGGAUACAUCAAAAUGUCUGACUCAAAGAGGAAAAACAGGUGCAGAGUCACAUGGUCUGUGUUCUGUGGAAAAGAUGGAUGAAUCUAAAAAAGAUACUGUUACAUCAGAGUCACUUGGUGUGUGUUCUGUGGAAAAGAUGGAUAAGUCUAAAAAAGAGACUGUGACAUCAGAGUCACUUGGUGUGUGUUCUGUGGAAAAGAUGGAUGAAUCUAAAAAAGAGACUGUGACAUCAGAGUCACUUGGUGUGUGUUCUGUAGAAAAAACGGAUGAAUCUAAACAAGAGACUGUGACAUCAGAGUCACUUGUAUGUUCUGUGGAAAAGAUGGAUAAGUCUAAAAAAGAUACUGUUACAUCACAGUUGCUUGGUGUGUGUUCUAUGGAAAAUAUGGAUGAGUUGAAAGAAGAGAGAGUUAUAUUAGAAGGAGAUGGAGGACAGAAAACAUUUUUCAUCCACAAAAGUGAUUCUCAGAGAUCAAGUCCUUUGAGUGUUUCAAGCACCAUCACCUCUGUGUGUGAAUUACAGGAAGAAAGAAUACACUUAUUAGAGAAACUCAAAGACUUGAAAAAACUAACUGAGGAGUUUCCAUUCCCUAAUCCUCAUAAGUCUUUGAUUCAAGUGAAAGAGUGGUGUUCAAAGAUUGAGAGUUUGUGUCCUGAGGCAGAAUGCCACCAAAAACUGAAGGAACUUUCCAACAAAAUAGAAGUGUGGAGUCAACAUUAUGUGUUCAGUGAUAAACUUUAUACAAAAAUGUGAACUUGAAUGAAAUAUUGUUACUACCUGUUGUAUUUGACACAUAAGUGACUUAUACCAAAGUUACACAUGACAGUUUAGCUUAAUUUUGUUUCAUGUUGUUAACAAAUAAAAAUAAUUCUUGUCCAUCUGUUUUCAAGGUCCUUAAUUACUUACAAGUUGUACAAAAAAUAUCAUCAAUAUUGCAGUUAAUUACACUAAUUACUGCUGAACACUUCUAUGUAGUUUGGAGAGAAUGAAUGACUUCACCCAUUUCUUUAGGUUAGAUAUUUCAACAGGCAAAAGUAUGUGUGAAAUCCCCCAACAGUGAAUAGUAUAAAGUUGAUAAUCUGAAGGGUAAUUAUGAAUACAGAUUAUAAAACAUUACCCCAGCAAUUAAUAUGAAUCAUAUUUUGCUGGCUACAUAAGACCUUAGUGUUCAUAGGCAAGACUUGAACACUUUACUACAAGAGCAAUUUUAUAAGAUGUUUAUUCCCUCUGUACCAAUUAAUAAGCCAUAUCUUGCAACAUAACCAUUAGACCUUUACAUUAUAUUCUAGUAGCUACAAAUGAUACUUAUUGAUUUUUUCUAAUUUUUGGUCUGUUUUUUAAGCAAUUAUUAACUUUUCAUGCAAAUGUUCAUGAACUAAACUAUUUCAUUAAAUAAAGUAAGUGUUAGGACAACAUUUUAAAUGACCAAUGUAGUACGAGUCCAUUAUAUGGACUUUUACCAUAGUUCAUAAAGCAGUUCUCCUAACAUGACCUUCGAUAAAAGUUAAAAGUAAAUUCUAUAUGCAUGUUUCACCUACAAUUUCACUUGUAGUCAAUACCCAAUUUUAUAAGGAUUUGAUCAACCUAAAGUUACCAGUACAUUUAAAAUAAGUAAAUAAACAGUAAUUGUCUUAUAUGUACAAUAAUCUAGAACUAAUACUUUAUCCAGAGAUUGAUUAAAUUAUAUUAAAAUGACUUGUGGAGCUUCAAACCUCACUACAUCAUUAUAUUUCCUGUAGCAUAGUUACCAUUGCAAAAAACUCAUUCCUAUGGCUGUUGUGUCCAAUGCACACCACUGUAUGUAUUUCAUAAUUGAUCUACUGUACAAGGUUGAUAGUUUCCUAGUGCCCACUACAACAGUACGGUAGUAGAAAAAUCCAUAGGCACUGCAUCUAGUGACUUGACCAGUCUGUCUUCAUUCUCCAGCUGUUUGAGUUAUGUGACAGUUGAAUGGGAGGUAUGACUAGAUGCCUUAUCUUGGGGAACCUAAACCCUGUUGACCUCAUUUCUAGGUGAAGUACCUUCUUUAUUGUGUAGCAUGCUGUUACCUCUAACCUGUGUGUCUGUGGAUUCUCGCAUGUUACAAGAUGCUGCACUUCACAUACUAUGGAUGAGUUACAAAUUGUAAGACCCUUUCUGAGUAGUCCUGGUGCCCUAAGUUGAUCUAUUUUCCAAUGCCAAAUAAUCCAUGUCUUGGAAAUUCCAAGUUUAUGACUAUUUUGUGUUUGAAAAGGCUGUUAUAUACCCUUCUCAAAUCAAAAGCAAACAGUUUUUGGUAGUAUCACACUACCUACAAAAUGCCAAACAAUGUCAAAAUAUUGUUCCAAUACAUGCUAUUAAAAAUCAUUUUAAUAUAACAUACUCAACUCUCUAUAGGCUUUGUUGUUAAUACAUAAGUUAGCAUAAUUUGGAAACAAUCAAGAAUUUUACUGAUCCCAGCACUUUUUUUUUAUCAAAAGUCAGUUGUUUUGUUUUCCA
Limulus polyphemus (Atlantic horseshoe crab) is the source of this 7262-nucleotide messenger RNA. RefSeq names its product gem-associated protein 5-like. The coding region runs from base 336 to 5537 and encodes 1733 amino acids. Gene Ontology annotation, molecular function: protein binding. Lineage: Eukaryota; Metazoa; Arthropoda; Merostomata; Xiphosura; Limulidae. The record is from RefSeq and is a predicted model, not a curated record. The transcript has 28 exons.